AUGGAUGAUGUUCAAGACGCACCAAAACGGCACCAAAACGGACCACAUAUACCUCAUCUCGUGCCCAACGAGGAUUCUGACGACAGCGACGACGAACACCCGAACGACGAUGGAAAUAGAGGUCUUCUUACCGGAUCUCUACGGUCAGAACGGCAUUUUGAACCUCCAAAAGCUUCUGCAGCGAGGAUUUGGCCCCAGAUAAAAAGCAUAGUCAUUGAAAGUGCUCCUACGCUUCUUAUGACGACUAUCAGUCUCCUUUUUACCGGGAAGUUAUUAGACAAGGUCUCGCAUUGGCGCGCCAUGCAAGAAGUCGACCAGCUCAUCAUGAUCAUCCCCGUUGUUCUCAACCUUAACGGAAAUCUCGAAAUGAAUCUGUCAGCACGCCUCGGGACAGCAGCUAAUGUUGGAGAGCUUGAUGAUCCAGCAGUUCGACGCAUGAUUAUUAUUGGCAGUCUUGCUCUUCUUCAAGUGCAAACUGUAUCUGUAUCAUUUCUGGCAGCAUGUGUUGCCCUUGUCCUCGGACGCUUCGUGCCUCGAAGUUCAGCCCAUCCUCCCACUCCACCCUCUUCUAGCAACACAACAGCUACAGUCGUUCGCGAACUUAUGACCUACGCAUUAGACUUUAGAGAAACCUCCCCCGAGAUUGGUCGAAGAUCAGGCAUCCCGACCUUAAUCAUGGUUGCCUCAACCGCCAUGACCGCAGCUGCACUGUCAGGUCUCCUUUUGGGCUCCUUCAUGUGUACCCUCGUUGUCUUGUGCCGGAAAUACGAUAGAGAUCCAGACAAUAUCGCACCCGCCAUCGCCUCAUGCCUAGGAGACCUUUUCACCCUUGUCCUUCUUGGAUUCGUGUCCACCUUGCUAAUCCCAUUCAUCCGAACACCUAUUCCCUUCGUUGUCGGUGUGUUAGUGGUUUGCUGCGCCAUCAGCUGCUUCAUAUAUACACUGAAGAACGAAAAAGUCCGACCGCUGCUUAAGGAAGGGUGGUCGCCAUUAUUCGGAGCAAUGGCUAUAAGCAGCGGUACUGGUAUCGUUCUUGACAUGUUCGUUAGUCGAUAUGCAGGGUUCGCUGUUCUUGCUGUCGUCAUCAGUGGUCUACCUGGAGCAGCUGGUUCAAUUCUGGUGUCCAGAUUGUCGACCUCAUUACAUGCGGCGGCGCUGUCCCUCAACAACGCACUCCCGUCUUACUCAUCAUCUCUCAAGCAUCCCGAACCCAGUCCACUCCUCACUAUGAUUACACUACUCGUCAUCACGAUCCCUGUGGAGAUGAUAUUCCUCUCCAUCCUGAAUGCCCUUGAUUGGCUCAAUCUUCCUAUAUUAUUUGUCGCUUUCUCGAUUCUCUUCUUUUGCGUUGCUGUCUUUGCAUCACUCGUCAUCGCGCGUCUCCUGACCAACUUCCUAUGGUCAAGAAAUAAAGACCCAGACAUGUACGCGCUUCCGAUACAUUCAGCACUCAUGGACCUGAUUGGCCAACUCCUCCUUGUCCUAUGCUUCGAGAUCAUCUCGAAGAUGGGAGGCCAAGUCAAGAUGAGAACCUGA
This is a messenger RNA of Cyclocybe aegerita, 1536 nucleotides long. NCBI's taxonomy places the organism in Eukaryota, Fungi, Basidiomycota, Agaricomycetes, Agaricales, Hemipholiotaceae. The record is from the annotation of a GenBank genome assembly.